Alternaria viburni is the source of this 1209-nucleotide messenger RNA. RefSeq lists its product as uncharacterized. The coding region runs from base 1 to 1209 and encodes 402 amino acids. Gene Ontology annotation, molecular function: protein binding. The transcript has 2 exons. NCBI's taxonomy places the organism in Eukaryota, Fungi, Ascomycota, Dothideomycetes, Pleosporales, Pleosporaceae. The record is from RefSeq and is a predicted model, not a curated record.
AUGUCGCAAUUCAGGACCGCGAUACUGCGACUUCCCGAUGAGCUCCUGCUCAGUAUCACUGGCGGAGUCGAAAUCGUAGACCUCCACGCUCUCUCGCUCACUUGCCGUCCACAGGAAGGUCUUAUCAAGCGAGCGACUGUCGAGCCCGCAAACCUGUGGAAGCUGAACGCGAUGUUGCAAAUACACCCAGAUCUGGUCGCGUCCUUCACCCAUCUUCGUCUCGGACCAAUGACGAUGGACGUUGCGCGUGAUUCAUACCGAAAACACUACACCGCAUGGAAAAUCAGCAGGGGUUGCUAUGAGCAAGGCACGACAGACGCGGAAAGAUCGACAGUAUGCUUUUUCGAGAGCAUGACCGUUCUCUUAACUCUUGCGCAUAGUCUGAAGGCUACAUCCUUCAGUGGGAUGUCAGGCACCAUCUUCGAUGAAGUCAACGACGCAUAUAAUUCGUUCAUCUGUCACAACAAGCCUGCAACCAUAUCAACGCAUCGACCAAUCCGACAAGGGAGAUCGGAUCUUCAAGCGCGACUCGAGGAGAUCACUGUCGAAGUUAGUCUUGUCAGUGAAUAUAUGCACAACAGUCUGAUCAUGGGCCUGGACCCGGUAGACUUUUCAAGUCUCAAGCGGCUGGUGAUCCCAUACCAAUACCUGUUCGACAAGCUAUGCAUCCACGACAGGGCUACGUUCGGACAUCGCAUUCGUGACCCAGCAACGGCUGAGCUUCGCCACGUACUCCCUUCAUCCCUCGAGUCUCUCCGCACGAGCAUUAGCCAUGAGAAUUUAUGGCCAGGCACACAGUGGCUCGACAAUCUGAUAGCUGAUGAUGUCAACUUUCCAAGAUUGCGCGAAGUCCAGCUGCUGUAUCCGUAUAACAUCGUCUCCAUGGGCUGGCAUUAUAGAUCCAUUCACUACUCCAACAACAAGGAGUUCCCGGCUGCGCUUCGGAGAUGGCGGGCAUCGCGUGUUAGCCUAACCACCGCUUUUGGCACUACUAAAUUCCGCGAGAUAGGAUGGGAGGCACCGAGCGGUAACCUGACUACCGCCUGGAAUACUAGGAAACUUUACGCGGACGCGAGACAGCCAGAAAGGCAUUAUACACCCGGUGAUCUCAUCCCUGUCAUCGAGAAGUGUCUGGCCACUACACAUGAUCAGCUAGAGAAGGAACCUGAGAUGAUGGCAGCACUUGGCUAUGUGCUAAGGUCUCCUUGA